GACACCCGGUUGUUAGUCUUCAUCCCUAUUCCUCGUAUUAUUAGCUGUCUCGACUUGGGAGCUUCCUUGCAUUCUUCGCCGAGGGUUCAGUUUACACUUCUGCCACUCAUUCACGAUUGUUAGUGGUUGCCUCUGACGUUGAGCUGCAUCCCCCACAUUACUUCAACGUCGCCCCAAUUGGACCCUGUGGCAUCAUCAGGCAGAAGAGCGCAAGCAUACCGCCCGCAGCUUUCGCAGUUCAACACCACACCUUUCCCCACACACAACCACAAUGCGCUUCUCAUCAGGCAUUCUUCUCGCUCUCCCGGCGCUUGCUGUCGCCGAGGAGCAGGUCCCUCUCCUUGACAAGGUGAAGGGCUUCUUCAAUAAGGCGACUGCUGCCGUCUCCGCAUCCAUCCCCUCCAUGCCAUCGGCGCCCGUUGACACAGCAACAAGCAAGGCAGCAUCCAAUGCCGCCGCAGCAAUCCAGUACCCGAUCACCCUAGAGAACUGGAAGGAGGUCCUGACGGUUGAUCCUACUGCCAGCCCUCCUACCACCCAGGAUUGGCUUAUCUUCACCACUGGUGGCAACACCACUUGCUUCGGUCUGUGUGGAAACGCAACCAAGGCAUGGAACGCUUCUCUCCCCAUCAUGGCCGCAAAGACCAAUGCGCCCAAGUUCGCGUACCUUGACUGCGAAGCCGAGCCCAUUCUCUGCAACGCAUGGUCCGUUGGCGCACCAGCGCUCUACUACUUCCAGGUUCCUAAGCCCAUGGCCGACCAGUCUGCGCCCGUUCCUACCGUUCGCUACCAGCCUUUGAACCGCACAAGCACCACCACCGAGACCUUCAAGAAGCUGAUCGUCGACAACGACAUUGAGAAGGUCACCCCUUACGAGGGCCCCUUCCACCCCUUCAACGGUGCGCUCCAGCAGUACAACCUUGCCAUUCCGUACGGAUACGUUACCUGGGGAUUCUCUAAGAUGCCCUCAUGGAUGCCUAUGAUCAUCAUCUCUUUCCUCAGCAGGUCUUUCAUGAGCAAGCGUAUGGCGGGACCAACUCCCGCGGAGGCACGCGCCGCGAACGCACAACCCGCUCGGUAGAUUAGCAUACUGCGGCCUCGUGCUGACUAGAACAUUUAAGAGGAAGAAGGGGAGUGUCGUCCACGAUUCUGU
Molecule: messenger RNA, 1153 nt
Organism: Alternaria alternata
Lineage: Eukaryota; Fungi; Ascomycota; Dothideomycetes; Pleosporales; Pleosporaceae
Exons: 3
Coding region: 272-1081 (269 amino acids)
Source: RefSeq, a predicted model, not a curated record